UCUCUCUGCAUCUUUGGAAUGAUUGGCAGUGUUUUGAACAUGAUCAUACUGCUCCAUCACAGGUUUAACGAUACAACCAGCAUCCUGUUACUAAACCUGUCCGUGGCCGACUUCUUCGUCUCCUCUGCAAACCUGCUUGGCAAAAUACCCAGUGUGUUGUUUCCAUACUACCCUAAGGCGGCCGACGACAUUUUUUGCUUUUAUAUGAUAUACAUACUUGUUCCGAAUCAGACGUGUAUAUUCAUCAGCAUAUAUUUCGUCACUUUAGUUGCCAUCGUGCGCACGGUGGCCGUCACGUUACCGUUCCGUGUUUCGAGUUUGAUCACUAGGUUUCGCGUCAGGCUAGUUUCUGUAAUCGGAGCGGCCGCUAUCAUCUGUCUCGACUCUCCGUUUUUCAAUAUGUUUCGCACUGUGGAAUUUACGUUUGUGGACGAUAAUUAUACAGCUAGAUUUUUAAGUCAUACUACGUACUUCACUGACAACGAGGAGGCACUUGACGUGUACGGUUUAACUUACGGCUUGAUAGUUUCAAACCUUAUUCCGAUUGUAAUCAUCGCGGUAUGCACUGUGAUGAUCAUUACCUCUAUAACGAAAAACUGGAACACGUUGAAAAAACUUUCCUCAACGGAGUCAAAGAUACGAAUCAAGGAGAUGAAAUCGGCCAAGACCUCGCUGGCUGUUUCCAUAUCCAUGAUGGUGACCGUGCUACUUCCAAGCUUUGUGUUUGAAAUGGUUGGAAUGUUCCAAAGUAAUUUGUAUCCCUCGUCAGCUGUACAUCUCAUCGUUGAUGAGAUAAUGUCUCUAGUUUACCAAAGUAAUUCGUCCUUUAAUUUCAUCAUUUACGUGGCUACGAGUCCGAAGUUCGCUAAG
This is a messenger RNA of Lymnaea stagnalis (great pond snail), 870 nucleotides long. Lineage: Eukaryota; Metazoa; Mollusca; Gastropoda; Lymnaeidae. The record is from the annotation of a GenBank genome assembly.